Arachis ipaensis is the source of this 2218-nucleotide messenger RNA. Its product is annotated as zinc finger protein ZAT3-like. The record is from RefSeq and is a predicted model, not a curated record. NCBI's taxonomy places the organism in Eukaryota, Viridiplantae, Streptophyta, Magnoliopsida, Fabales, Fabaceae.
UUUUACACACGUGCAUAAAAAAAAGGAGACGAAAUAAUGAAACUAGGAAGAAACUGCCAAUUCAAAGUGUGAGAGAGGUAUAGUAACUGCCAGUAACCGCCAGGGACGAGUGGGUUUGUAUUCAACACAUGCCUUUUGCAUUGUCUCCAUACUUGAAAAUUCAAAGGAGUUGCUUUCCUGCUACUGCAUAUAUAUAUAUACAUACCCACAAUAACAAAUGCAAUAUAACUGCAACAACUGCUAUUUACGAAUCCCAGGCAUGAACGACAUUAACAACUACUCUUCCUUCGCCGCCGAUUCAGGUUCUCUGGACUCAAAUCAUUCAUGCUUGAUGGUUGCGGUUGGAAGUGUCGGUGUUGAGUUUGCACCUUCGUCGUCUUCUUCAUCAUCAUCAUCUCUUACUCGGUGCCGUAAACCUAGAAAGAAGAGCGCUAAACUGAUAAGCAUAAUGGAAGAAGAAGGAGUGAAAGGUAACAAGAACCGAGACUCGGAGGAGGCGCCGAAGAUCACGCGUCCAUGCACCCAGUGCGGCAAGAAAUUCUGGUCAUGGAAGGCUCUCUAUGGCCACAUGCGGUGCCACCCUGAGCGGCCGUGGCGAGGCAUAAAUCCUCCUCGGAACCUCAUCCCACCACCACUAGACACGAGCGGCGUCACAGUGGAGGAUCAAGAGGUUGCCACGUGUCUCCUGCUGCUAGCGAACAGUGGGAGGGAGACGGUUAAAAAUGAUGAGUCUAAUGAAGUGAAGAUAGUGGAAUGUGGAGAUUCUUAUCAUUACAAAGAAUUUGAGUGCUCCAGUUGCAAGAGAGUGUUUGGAUCUCAUCAAGCACUGGGAGGGCACAGAGCAAGUCACAAGAACGUCAAGGGCUGCUUUGCCAUUACUCGGACCACCACCGAGGAUCAUCUACUAAACAUUAACCUCCUCGCGCAUGCUGACCACGGCGACGGCGACGGCGACGGCAUCGCCAGCCACCAGUGUAGCAUAUGCCUCAGGGUGUUCCCCAGUGGCCAGGCUCUUGGUGGACACAAGAGGUGUCAUUGGGAGAAAGCUGAGAUUGAUGAGACUGAUGGGUCAACGUCAACACUACUCCCUGUUGACCUCAAUUUGCCUGCUCCUAUUGAUCAACACUACUACCAUUGCUCUUCUUCAACACUCACUCUGGAUUUGAGGUUGGGUCUUUAAUUUUAGCCUACCCUGCCUCAUUUCUUAUUCUUAAUUAUUUUAAUUUCCUAUUUUUCAGCUGUGUGUAUCUUAGGUUAUAUAUCUUUUAUACUUAGCUAAUUGACUUUGGAAAAAAAAAAAAAAACUUAGCUAAUUGACCUUAUUAAUUCAUAGUCACAUACACAAUUGAUGUAGUGCUAACGGUGCGCUGCUUAAUGUUCCUCACUAUAUAUGUAUCCAUUCCUUAAUUCUCUUUCAUUAUUACAAUAUUGAUCAAGUUUCAAUAUUGAUUUCUUCCCCUUAUUUUACCUUUUAUCUGCAUUAUUCUUACACUUUGUAAAACACAUAUGUAUUAACAUUCGAACUGAACUACAAUUAUCACUGAUUGAUUAUAAUUCAGGAUGUUAUGUCUAUAAAUUCACAUAAUUAUUUUCUACAUUUAGAACACAAAUAAACCCAUGUUGUAGCUGGAAUUUGAAAAUUACUCUUACCUUAUGCGGAGCACACGAGUCCGAAGUUAUGUUAAUAGAAAAUAAAUGAUAACUAUUUUUUUUAUGUCAAUGAUAACUUUAUUUUAAGAGAAAUAAAUAGACGAUGAACAUUUAUAAAAGAAAUAGCAGUUUUCUAAUUUUCACUUUAAAUGUAAUAACGUAUAUUGUUAGAAAAAUAUAUUAAUUCCGAUAUGGUAUUUUAAUGAACGACAAAACUGAAAAAUAUAUAUGGUAAGUCAAUUAACUUAUGAGUUAUCAAGGAGUAUCUCCACAUUCAUCAUUAACAAAGUUGAGCAUCACACACACAAAAUUUAUACCAAUAGAAGUCUUUUAUCUUGUCAUCAUAUUUAUAGAAAUGUUUAAGCUUUUCUUAAUCACUUUUAUAUACAUUUUUCGUAAUCUUCUUUUCAUGAUAUAAUUUUAAAAUUUUAUUCAUUUCUUAUCAAUAAUUUUUAAUACAAAAAAAUACACAAAAUAAUACACAUAACAUUCUUCCUUUUCCCAACCCUUCAUCUUUCUUGUUAUCUAAGGUCUUGGCAGAGUUCACUCACAGAUCUACACGCGUAUA